AUGAUUCUGUCCCAGGCAUCACAGUCUCUCGCUUUUGAUGUAGCACAGAAACUGCAUCUAACGUGCCUGGAUCCAGCGACGGGGCUCGGGAGCAUCGGCGCUAAGAAUAGCGCUGCAAAACCUGCUCGGGAUGAGCUAAAUACAGGCGGACGAGACGAGACAGAAAAUCCUAACUGCCCUUCAUUUUUGGCUGCUGCUUUAGCUAGAGCAACUUCAGAUGAAGUCCUGCAGAGUGAUCUUUCAGCACACUACUUACCAAAGCACGUGGACAACGCAGACGGGAUCAUACAGAUCGAGACGGUGAAGUUAGCCCGCUUGGUGUUUAGCAAACUCCAUGAGAUCUGCAGCAACUGGGUGAAGGACUUUCCCCUCCAGCCCAAGCCCCACCGCUACUAUGAGACGUCCAUCCACGCCAUCAAGAACAUGCGCAGGAAGAUGGAAGACAAGCACGUCUGCAUCCCAGACUUCAACAUGCUCUUCAACCUUGAGGACCAAGAAGAACAAGCUUAUUUUGCAGUGUUUGAUGGCCACGGGGGAGUGGAUGCUGCCAUCUAUGCCUCCAUCCAUCUCCAUGUGAACAUGGUCCAUCAGGAGGUGUUUCAGCAGGGACCAGCAGAGGCCCUGUGCCGAGCUUUCCGAGUAACCGAUGAGCGCUUUGUCCAGAAGGCAGCCAGAGAGAGCCUGCGUUGUGGAACCACCGGGGUGGUGACCUUCAUCCGGGGAAAUAUGCUGCAUGUGGCUUGGCUUGGGGACUCCCAGGUUAUGCUCGUGAGGAGAGGCCAGGCUGUGGAGCUGAUGAAACCCCACAAACCAGAUCGAGAGGAUGAGAAGAAGCGCAUUGAGGCACUUGGUGGCUGUGUGGUCUGGUUUGGAGCCUGGAGGGUGAAUGGGAGCCUGUCAGUCUCCAGAGCUAUUGGGGAUGCUGAGCACAAGCCAUACAUCUGUGGGGAUGCAGACUCUGCCUCCACUGUACUCGAUGGCUCUGAAGACUACCUCAUUUUAGCCUGCGAUGGCUUCUAUGACACAGUCAAUCCUGAUGAGGCAGUCAAAGUGGUGGCUGACCAUCUAAAGGAGAAUAAUGGUGACAGCAGCAUGGUAGCACAUAAAUUAGUGGCAUCCGCUCGGGAUGCUGGUUCCAGCGACAACAUUACUGUCAUUGUGGUAUUUCUCAGGGACAUGAAUGCAGCCGUCAACGUCAGUGAGGAGUCAGACAUGACAGAGAACUCUUUUCAAGGUGGACAAGAAGACAGUGGGGAAGAUAAGGAAAACCAUGGAGACUGCAAACGACCGUGGCCCCAGCACCAGUGCUCAGCACCUGCAGACCUAGGGUAUGAUGGACGAGUGGAUUCCUUCACCGACAGAACUAGCUUAAGCAUAGGGUCCAGCGUUAACCUGUUUGAUGAUCAAGGCUAUUUAGACCUGACAAAACCAGAAACUAGUUCACCUCAGAGUGCCAAAUGUCUGCUGCCAGUUGAAGUGUUGAGUCCUGGCAUACCAAAGAGUGCAAAUGUGAUCAAGGGCCUAACAGCAGAGAAUGAAUCACCAGAGCUCAGCACGUCGUGGGGCUGUGGACAGAGCAAUCCCAGGGAGUACAACACUCCUCUUCGUUUGGGGACUGCAGGGCAGAGCAUCUACAGGGUGAAGGGUUUAUCCUCCAUCUUCUCUGGGCUGGAAGAUGAACUGUUCAAAUCCUCGGGAAAACGAGCUGAGUUCUUACACUUCCAGCUCUGGAACGGGAAGAGGCGACGAGGAGCCAGGCUCAAACCAAAGUUUCACAGGCUGCUCUUGGCUCGGGAGCCUCCCCAUAUAGAAGGCCUGAGUCUGUCCCUCCCUGCGCGGGGCUGCGGGAGCCGGAGGUGGUGGGUGCGACGCUCCCCGUGGUGGAGGCUGGUUCGUCAGGGCGCUUGCAGUCAGAGCGGGGGUUUGAUGCAGAGACAAAGUAGUUGUAUAGCAGAGUCAUACCUUCAUCAAUGCUGUAAAAUGUAA
This is a messenger RNA of Chaetura pelagica (chimney swift), 1986 nucleotides long. RefSeq names its product protein phosphatase, Mg2+/Mn2+ dependent, 1E (gene PPM1E). Gene Ontology annotation, molecular function: cation binding; protein serine/threonine phosphatase activity. The record is from RefSeq and is a predicted model, not a curated record. Bases 1 to 1986 code for a protein of 661 amino acids. NCBI's taxonomy places the organism in Eukaryota, Metazoa, Chordata, Aves, Apodiformes, Apodidae. Gene Ontology annotation, biological process: protein dephosphorylation; negative regulation of protein kinase activity. The transcript is spliced from 7 exons.